ACAAACGCCACCCAUGCUGUCUACUCCAACAGCUUAUUUGUUUAUCCAGUAGAUGGGAGGAACGACUCCCAACCCUUCGGCUUUCCCUUCUCCUGUGUCUAUCCUCUGGAGACAGAGAGCAGUCUGGAUGUGGCCAUCAGACCUCUCCCACUAACGGAUCAUAAAGUUGUCAGAGUCGGUGCCAAGGCCAAGGCCUCCAUGUCUCUGUACCGCGACACCAACUACACACAGCCUUACCCAGCUGGUCAGCCAGUCACCCUGAUUGCGGGUUCCUCCCUGUACGUGGGCGUGUCCGUAGAGGAGUCCGAGGCAGAACGUUUUGUCGUUGUUCUGGAAGACUGCUACACCACGGAAUCACCCAGCCCUGAUAAUCCCCCACAGAUCUACAUGAUUCAGGACAGGUGUCCUACAAAUCGUACCCAGGUGACAGUGGAGGAAAGCGGCUCGUCCCUCAGGGCUCGCUUCUCUGCUCUACUGCAGGGGGACUACCGUUACAUCUUCCUGCACUGCAGCCUCAGCCUGUGUGACCAGAGGAGCUCCUCCUGCACUCCAGUGUGUUCCAGGAGGAGAUCCCGCUCUGUGUCCAAGUCCAUCCGCCUCAAGCCCCUCACCAUCGGGCCAAUCACCUGGGCCCAGAGUCUGGAGUGAGCCUUGGGAACCCCAGCAUAUGAAGGAUGGCAGGGGCCCAGAAUCUGGAGUGAGCCUUGGGACCCCCAGCAUAUGAAGGAUGGGUCCCUCCUGCACUACUCCCCUGAUCUCCAUCCCAACCUACAGCCCAGUGUAACUUUCAAGGGCACAGAAAUACUCGUUUAGAUUCUAAGUAAUGAAUUGAUGCACUACAGUGUGAUUUCAUUGUAUUGUGUAUGUUGUAUACACAUAGACUUGCAUUGUUUUAGGGCUGAUCAUUUCCCCAAACCUGAGUUGAUGUGUGUGUAAGCUGUGAUUUGAUGAUGUCAAUAAAUAACUCUGUAUGAUGAUG
This is a messenger RNA of Salvelinus fontinalis (brook trout), 979 nucleotides long. RefSeq names its product uromodulin-like. The record is from RefSeq and is a predicted model, not a curated record. Gene Ontology annotation, biological process: neutrophil migration. NCBI's taxonomy places the organism in Eukaryota, Metazoa, Chordata, Actinopteri, Salmoniformes, Salmonidae. Gene Ontology annotation, cellular component: cell surface; apical plasma membrane. The transcript has 5 exons. The annotation marks the transcript as partial.